GCGAGGAUAAAGCAAGAUGGCGUCUGACGGUGAAGACGUUAUUGCAGUCGUCACAGUUCAGUGUUCUUAAUCUGUGCCUCCAUGUACACAUAUAUGUCCUUUAUUACACUAGUAAAUAGGGUAAACAUCGUUAAUAACUGUUUGCAUCCGGUUAUAUUAGUCUGAGCGCACUUUGAUGCUUCUCGAGCUAGCUUAGCCUGCUAGUUAGCUUAGCUUGUUAGCUGCUAACAAAGAGAGGCGGAAGUGAUCAAAACACAUCUCUAAGUAAAGAUCAAGUGUGAGUGUAAAGUGUUGUGAUUGUGUGAAAAUGUGCCAAAGAACCACAGCAGAGUACGAGGAGGAACUUUGUCCAACAAAAGAGGAGAAGGAGCGACAACAUGAAAAACAUCAAGUUGUGUUACACAGAACAGACAUCCAUCAGCUGAUUGGACACCAAGAAGAAUGUCUCCCUCAUCUGCAGGGGGACAGUUUCACUUUAGAGUAUCCACAGCCCUCACAUUUUAAAGGGAACUAGGAGGAUCCACAGCCCCCCUAUUUUAAUGCGGAAGGGGAGGGAGAGUGUCCUGUAGGGCAGGAGGAGGCUGAUGUCAGCAAGUUUCCACUGACUGUUGUCUCUUUGAAGACUGAAGAGCAUGAAGACAAACCACCUGAGUCCUCACAGCUUCAUCACAGUCCAAACCUAAAAGAAGCGCAUCUUCCCAAUGAGCAGGAGGAGGAACCACAGUCCCCCAACAUACUUGAGGAAGAAGAGGUACCACAUUCCCAACACAUCAAAGAGGGAGGAGAGGAACCACAGCCCCCCCACAUUAAAGAGGAAGACGAGACGCCACAGACCCAUAAUGUUAAACUGACCCUUCACAUUUAGAAGGGAGAGGAGGACCCACUGACCCUCUACUUUAAAGUGGAAGAGGAGGACCAAGAGCCACCGCACAUUAAAGAGGAAGAGGAGGAAGAGGGCAUCAGUCAGCCUAAAUGGUUGGAGGAGUUCCCAGUGACUGGUGUCCCUGUGAAGAGUGAAGAUGAUGAGGUGAAAGGUGAAAGUGAGGAGAGGGGAGGGGGGGAGCCUCCAAGCAGCAGCUCAACACAACACAUGACAACAGAAGCUGAUGGAGACCACUGUGGAGGAUCACAAUCAGACAAGCUCUUAGCUCCACUAUCAGAUAGUGAGGACACAACGUCACACUCUCCUGACACUGAUGAUGAAGACUCUAAAGAUGAUAAGACAUGUCACACUGACAACACUCACUUCACAUCUUCUCACUCUCACAAAACCUUUAAAUACCAUUGUCGUCUGAAAAGACACAUGAGAACACACACUGGAGAAAGACAUUUUUCGUGUUCAAUCUGUGGUAAAGAUUUUACUCAAAGGUACAUUUUGAAAAUACACAUGAGAACACACACUGGAGAAAAACCUUUUUCCUGUUCAACCUGUGGUAAAGGUUUUACACAAAGUCAACAUUUGAAAGUACACAUGAGAACACACACUGGUGAAAAACCUUUUUCCUGUUCAACCUGUGGUAAAGUUUUUACACAAAGUCAACAUUUGAAAGUACACACUAGAACACACACUUGUGAAAAACCUUUCAUCUGUUCAAUCUGUGGUAAAGGUUUUACAGAAAGUCGGAAUUUGAAAGUACACACGAGAACACACACUGGUGAAAAACCUUUCAUCUGUUCAAUCUGUGGUAAAGGUUUUACAGAAAGUCGGAAUUUGAAAGUACACAUGAGAACACACACUGGUGAAAAACCUUAUUCCUGUUCAACCUGUGGUAAAUGUUUUACACAAAGUCAGAGUUUGAAAAAACACAAGAGAACACACACUGGUGAGAAACCUUUCACAUGUUCAAUCUGCAACAGAAGCUUUUGUGAGCGAUUAACCCUUGUAAGACACACGAGAAGACACCCACGAGAGAAAGUGUUGAGUUGCAGUGUGUGUGGUGAAAGAUUGUCUUCUAAGUACCAGUGUAAGAAACACAAGUGUGCUGGUGAGAACAGCAGCAGCAAAUGAAACUGCAGGAUUUGAAAUAAACUGUCCAGACUUUCAUUUUGACUUUCUAACAACAUCAGCACAUAUAACAUGUGUGACAUUGUUGUUUGUCUAACACAAUCUUGUUAACAUGCUUCUAUAUUUAUACACUCUUUUUUUUUCAGUCCAUUACAUGCAUUAAUAUGCAACAUUGUGUACUUUUAUUAAAAUUGAAACAAACCAAUUUGAA
Nerophis ophidion (straightnose pipefish) is the source of this 2216-nucleotide messenger RNA. Its product is annotated as gastrula zinc finger protein XlCGF17.1-like. Lineage: Eukaryota; Metazoa; Chordata; Actinopteri; Syngnathiformes; Syngnathidae. The record is from RefSeq and is a predicted model, not a curated record. Gene Ontology annotation, biological process: regulation of transcription by RNA polymerase II; central nervous system development. Gene Ontology annotation, molecular function: DNA-binding transcription factor activity, RNA polymerase II-specific; RNA polymerase II cis-regulatory region sequence-specific DNA binding. The transcript has 3 exons. Bases 1091 to 2008 code for a protein of 305 amino acids. Gene Ontology annotation, cellular component: nucleus.